AUAGUGUAUGCACAUGUUACCUAAUUUUGUAUUAUCGUGACGUAACUUGGAAACAAGAUUUUGUUAAUAAUUUACGUCAAUACAGAUAAAGAAUAUCGAGUUUCAAAAUAAAAAGAGAACUAAAGUAGGACUUAGGAAGAUCUAAAAUAAUAUAAAAUGGACAAAUAAAACAGAUAGCCGACAGUGUAUGUGCUUAAUUUCUAUUCAAAUUUAACUUCUUUUUCAUUCCAUAGUUUAUUUCACAAUGGCAUCAGAAGGAUCAAUUGUUCCCCUGCACGAGUUUCACGCGUUUGUCGUCAGGUGUAUGAAAGCAGUUGGGAUCUCAGAAGAACAUGGAUCAUCACUGGCUGAUCUUCUGGUAUCUGCAGAUUACAGGGGCCACUACAGUCACGGCUUGAACAGACUGGAUAUGUAUAUAACUGACGUGAAAACGAAGACAACCGUGGCAAUAGAAAAUCCAGAAAUUGUCAAGGAAACCAUAGCAACAGCGCUGGUAGAAGGCAACAAUAUUCUAGGACCUGUGAUUGGUCGGUUUUGCAUGGACCUUGCCAUUAAGAAAGCAAAAGACGCUGGCAUUGGUUGGGUGUCGGCACGAGGUUCAAAUCAUUUUGGAAUCGCCGGCUGGUAUGGUCUGUAUGCAUUAAAGCACAGAAUGAUUGGUAUGGCAUUUACAAAUACAUCACCUUUGUUGGUUCCCACAAGAGCCAAACAGGAAGUGCUGGGUACCAAUCCAAUAUGUGUUGCGGCACCAGCCAAAGAUGGCGAUAGUUUCGUAUUAGAUAUGGCUACCACUGCCGUGGCGUUAGGAAAGAUAGAAUUGGCGGACCGCAAGGACCAACCUAUACCUGUUGGCUGGGCAGUGGAUAAAGAUGGGAAAUCAACAACAGACCCUAAACAAGCAACAGGUUUAAGUCCUCUUGGUGGAGCAGAGAAUACAUCCGGGUACAAGGGCUAUGGAUUGUCAAUGAUGGUAGAGAUUUUCUGUGGAAUACUCAGUGGUGCCAAUUACGCUCACCAUGUCCGGAAAUGGAAGGAAUCUCAUAGACAAGCAAACUUGGGCCAGUGCUUUGUUGCAGUGGAUCCGGAAGCGUUUGCACCUGGGUUUGCAGACAGACUAAGUGAUCUUAUGCAACAUUGUAGGAAUCUUGAACCAGCAGAUGGUCAAUCAGAGGUGUUGGUAGCCGGUGAUCCGGAGAGAAUACACAUGGAAAAAUGUGACAAUCAAGGUGGAAUCUGGUACCAUCCAAACCAAAUUAAAAAUGCCAAUGAUAUAGCUGCGUCAUUACAAAUUGAGCCAAUGAAAACGCUGUAGAAGGCUGAACGCAAAUUCUAGAUCACAGUCAAAUGGACACACUGUCAAAACAUUUUUACUAUGUGCUACUGUUGUGUAUUAUUACAAUUACAGAUGAUAUACUUGUGUUGUGUUUAAACAAUAUAUUAAAAAGAAAGAAUCAAA
Molecule: messenger RNA, 1456 nt
Organism: Ruditapes philippinarum (Manila clam)
Lineage: Eukaryota; Metazoa; Mollusca; Bivalvia; Venerida; Veneridae
Exons: 11
Coding region: 245-1312 (355 amino acids)
Molecular function (GO): oxidoreductase activity
Source: RefSeq, a predicted model, not a curated record